Molecule: messenger RNA, 1257 nt
Organism: Penicillium nucicola
Lineage: Eukaryota; Fungi; Ascomycota; Eurotiomycetes; Eurotiales; Aspergillaceae
Exons: 1
Coding region: 1-1257 (418 amino acids)
Source: RefSeq, a predicted model, not a curated record
AUGAAACGAGUCGCGAUAAACGCCCAAAAGGGCGCCCAGCGAAAGGGUUCGAUAUGCCAAUUGUGUCAAUUCUCGACUUCACCCCGCCGCAAUCUCCCUCUAUCCCGACCAACUCCCGAGAGUCGGUCUCCGGCCUCCAAUUUCCGCUUACAGGCGUUGAAGCGCAGCAGCCGGUUGACUGUGACCUCACCCUUACUCAAUUCGCGCCGAUAUGCUUCCGCUUCAGCCGAGACGACUCUAAAGGCGGCAAUCAAAGCGAUUGAGCAGGAUGCCGCUGCCUUGCGCAAGUCGGACGCAGUGCCUACCAAUGAAGUGGUGUUGGAAUUGCUACAAAGAUGCCAGCGAAUUGCCAAAGCCCUUGUCUCCCCAUCAUAUCAAGGCGAGGGAUCAUCAGCCGACAAAGGAAACGCGAUCUCUUCCCUACUGGACCUAGAGGAGAAGGAAAACGCUGCAAAGAGCAAAGGCCAGGCACAUUCCUCACAGCAGCCAGACCCGCAACUGGCAAACUCGAUCUCACGGAUUGUCAAUGCGCUUCUGAAGGAGGAGAAGGUCUUCAUUUCACCCGAGGCCCUCGAGUGCUACACCGAGACACAGACCCUCCUACACCAGGCCGAGCACUUCCCCGAGAUCUUCAACCUUUACGCCAACAAACCCGUGCCAGAGGCGGACAGCUCCCCAGUGAAGUUCAUCAAAGCGAACCCUAAGAGCGUCAACAGCGCCAUCCCCGCCGAGCUAGCCAACAAGGCCCUGGAAGUUGCCAUUGCGCAGAAGAACCUGUCGCUAGUGUUAGCCAUCAUUGACAACACCUUCUGCGCACCGGCCUUCCACCGCGCGAAGGUCUUUAAGAAAGCAGGUGUUCCCUUGGCUGGUCUAGCCGCUGCCCCAGCGGCUUGCUACGCCGUGGCAUCAUGGGCAGCAACUUUCCAAAACACAAUGGACCCGAAUGUUGCGACUGGAAUCGCGUUCGCCGCGACGCUGGCUUAUGUCGCUGGUACAUCAUCCAUGGGUAUCUUGGCCAUCACGACGGCUAAUGAUCAGAUGGAGCGUGUUGUGUGGAUUCCUGGUAUUCCUCUUCGGCAACGGUGGUUGCGUGAGGAGGAACGUGCUGCUAUGGAUAGAGUUGCUGUUGCAUGGGGCUUCAAGGAUCCCUAUAUGCGUGGUGAAGAGGUUGGUGAGGAAUGGGAGAGUCUGCGUGAGUUUAUUGGUAUGCGCGGCAUGAUUCUGGAUAAGACAGAACUUAUGGAGGGUAUGGAGUGA